UUACUUUUGUUUAAAAACGUCCGGUCGCCAUGUUUGUUUAAAACGUAGAACGUAAACGGAAAAGGUGCGGAAAAGAAAGCGGCUUUUUUAUGUAAGUCUGACAAGAUUACGUUUUACACGAUUCUAGCUUCUGACAAGAGUGAUAUGAAAAGGUUACAGUCUUUUUUUAACAUUCGCUAUCUUCUACGAAAAUAGUAAUCAUGGCAUUGCCAGCAGAAGUUUCACGAUCUUUCAAUCUUUACGUGACCCAUGUGCAUGGAGAUGGUCAUUUUCUGAAGAUAAGUGGGCAACUCGAUAAACAAACUUCGUUGAUGCUGGAGUCCCUCUUCGAGAAUGCUCGAGAAAGCUUGGAGAAAGGCGUGGGUGCCGUGCCCCCGGCAGCUAUUCAUGAAGGUAUUAUCUGUGCCGCUAAAUACCGAGAUGGUAUUUACUACCGGGCGAAGAUAACUAACACGACAAACCUCGCAACAGGCCUGGUUGGAGUUCAUUUUAUCGACUACGGUAAUAAAGAUACGAUUUCGUUGAGCACUAUAAGAUUCCUGGACAAUUACGAUCCUAUGUUUCUUCAGCUCCGUGGCCAAGCUACAGACUAUUAUCUAUCUAGUCUCAUGCAGCCAUCUGGAAAAUGGGAAGAACCUUUGAUAUUAAAACUACAAAGUCUUAUCUGCUAUGCUGAAUAUCCAGCCACCAUAGAGGUACACACUCGUACAUUACCCAUAAUAUCUAUACAGUAUAAGGGUACAGACUUAUCUACUCAUCUAGUCAAUAACCGCUUGGGUGUUCCUCUGCCUGUGACUAAACAAGAAUUGUUGCUGCUACAAAUGUCAGGAGAUACCCAACAAGCUUCCAAUUGGCAACCUAGUUUUAUAAAUGAGUCCACAUCUUUUCCUGAACAUGUGCCUUUUAUUAUGAAUCAAAACUUUCCCUCCAAUCCAGCAUCUGCCAUGAGAUUGCAACAGAAUGUGUCAUUGCCAUUUAAUGGUGCCCUUCCAUCACCCUCUAUGAUUAGUCAACGCCUAGUUGUGAAUAGAGCAGCUAGGAACUCUGUGAAUCUGAAACCACUGUCUAGACAGCCACAACAUGCUGUAACAUCCCCUAUCUCAGUGCCAGCUACACCCCCGCCAUUGACACCACCAAUUAAUCUAAGUAAACCACAGUCGCCCAAGAAAUCUGCCACUUAUAAAAGCAGACUGUUGGAACAGAACUCUCAGCACAAAGUUUGUGUAUCGUUUGCUGAUGAAGGACCAGAGCUAUUUGCUGUGCAGUUGGUGGCUGAUGGCAAAAAAUUUCAAGAUAUGAUGGAUGACAUAAACAGAAGGCCUCACAGCAGUCUGACAGAGCCUCCUAUGAUUGGUACUGUAUGCCUAGGCCGCAUGUCUGGAGAUCGCAUUAUAUGUAGAGCAAUAGUUAUGAAUUUGUCCGGUUCCCAGUGCAAACUGUUCUUUGUUGAUUUUGGUGAUACAGAAAUGGUAUCAUACUAUGAUAUUUUUGACAUACCUGAAGAGUUUGUGAAACCCAAUGUGUUUGCCAUGAGAUUCUGUUUGUCUGGAGUGAAGAAAUUAGAGAAGGGCCCACAGUUAACAGAGACAUUUAAGCAGUUGGUCCACAAUAAAGUUCUCACUCUCAGAGUGGUGGCACCAGAGGGACCUCCACUCAUUCAGUAUGGAGAGUUGUAUUUAGAUAAUAAGAAUUUGUUGGAAAUUUUGAUGGCGAAUAUGAAGGACAAGUUGCAAUUUAAAUGGAUGGAGAUGUUGCAGUUAGGAUCGAGGCAGUCUGUGCUGGUGUCUUAUGUGGAUAGUUGCAUAAAAUUCUUUGUGCAAUUGUCAGACAAGAUUGAUGAAUUGAAUGCUGUGAUGGAUGCAGUAAAGAUCCAUUGUGAGAGCAGUUCUUCUCCGGGAGAACUACCAGUGGGUGCCGCAUGCUGUGCCCGAUUCCCGGAUGAUGACAACUGGUACAGGGCCCGAGUGAGGGAGACUAAGGGAAGCAAAGUGGUAGUUGCCUAUGUGGACUAUGGUAAUGAGCAAGAAGUAAAUGUAUCAGACCUAAGGACAAUCACACCAGACCUCAUAAAGCUGCCUGCUCAAGCUAUGAAGUGUGCAUUGAAGGGCUUUGAAAACAAACCCAUAGAGACAAAGACGUCCAACCUUCUGGAAAUGCUAGCGUUAGAGAAGACCCUAAUGGCGCAAGUUGUGGGUGUACUGUCCAGUGACACGAUGCUGGUGUCCCUUGUCGACGACACUGUCAGUCCUCCCCUGGAUGUGGCUCGCAGGAUGACCCAGCUUUCUCAACCCAGGAGCAAUACUGAACCGAAAGCAACGACGCCGAUCCGGAAAGAGGCUCCAGAAAGCUUCAGUUCUCCAGAAGGCAGUGUGCCCGAUGAUAGUCGGAAGAAGAGUUUCAAACGUGAGAAGAGUUUCAAAGAUGAGCGAAGGGCUAAGGAGGGCAAUGAGGAGUUUGGACAGCGAGGCAGCAGCUUCCGUGGCAGGGAUAAAGAUGGUUUCGACAGAUCUGGUCCAGGGCGUCACAGCGAAAAGUUUGGCGGGAAACCCGACAGAGGCGAGAGACGCGGUGGGCCGAAGCCUUGGGAGAGUUCUCCUCCAGCGCCGGCGCCGGUCGCCGCGCCCGCGGACGACGGCUGGGACGAGACCGCCGCCCCGACCCCUGCACCAUCAGCCCCCUCCCGCCCCUUUAACAGAGACAAUAGGGAUCGAAGAAAACCUAAGCCGGACCACGAAAAGUCUGGUCAAAGGCCAGGUUGGAAGAACAAAGAUUCGACGGGCGUUGGCAAAAGGCUAAGGCAAGCGGCCGAAGCCGCCUCGGCUGACGCCCAAAUCGUGUCAAAGGGCUCAAUUCAGGAUCGGCUGAAACGUGAAAACAAAUUCAAUCAAGAGGAAAAUAGAAACGAUGACUGGGGAAACAGAGGUCGCGAGAACCGACCGGAACGGCGGGACAAUCGCGGGGACAGAAGGGAUAAUUGGGGGGACAAAAAGGAGAACUUCCAAAAGCGAGAAUUCGUCCCCCGCGAGAAUAGAGGGCCGAGGGAGGACAGGGGACCUAGAGAGGACAGAGGGCCCAGAGAAGACAGACCACCGAGAAGUAACUUCACUCCGAGAGAUCGUGCUGAAAGAACUGACAGAUCCUUCGGUUCCGACGGCGACAGGAGAUCCACCAAGAGCUGCGGCUCCCAGGCGGGCGCGGCGCGCAAGAGCCGCAACAAGGUGACGCACGCGCAGUACCGGCAGCUGCCGCGCCCCGCGCCCCUGCACUCCGCCUUCGCCGAGCCCAGCGUCGACGUCGGCGCGCAACACGAAGUGGCCGUCACGUGGAUUAUAUCCCCAGAAAGCUUCUACACCCAAAUCUUGUCGCUGCAACCGAAAUUCUUAGAGAUGAUGCACAAAAUACCGGAGCUGUAUAAAGGUGUCAAGUCCUACACGGGAAUGGUGCCGGUUGGAGCUUCCGUUUUAGCGAGGUACCCCGCUGACGGUGUUCUAUACAGAGCCACGGUUGUGUCGGCCCAGCCGUUCUCCAAGUUCAUCGUUAGAUACGUUGAUUUCGGUAAUAAGCAGCUGGUUGACGCUAAGGAUAUAUGGCAGCUGGAUGAGGAAUUGAUGGAUUUGCCGAAAAUGGCGGUGCAUUGUUCGUUGGUAGGGGUGGUACCGAAGGAUGGGGAAUGGAAGGCGGAUCCGGAAAUUGAUUUGUGCUUCAACGCGCCGCGGUACCAGUGUGUCUUCCACGAGAGUGUGGAAGAACAGCAAUAUAAAGUUUCCCUGUGGAAUAACGGCGCGAGUGUCGCGGACAUGUUGGUUGAGAAACAGUUAGCUGUUUUGAGUGAGCACCAGUCGUCGGUCACUUUGAAAGACGAAGCCAUCGACCUGACCAUAAUAGUUGGGCAGCAGAUUCUGUGCCGCGUGACGUACGUGGAAUCCUUCGAGAAAUUCUACAUCCAACUGGAUUUGGAAAAGGCGAAGAUGGUGGAGGAAGCUAUUGCUAAUUUCGAUGCUGCUAAGCUGACGCCGCUGAGUGCGGACACGGUGGCGGAAGGCGUGCACUGCACAGUGAGACACGACGGCAAGAUAUACCGCGCUAUACUCGGCGAUGUCGCCGACCGCGCUGCCGUCACCGCUGUGUUGCCGGACUACGGAAACACCAUCACCACUUCUGUCGGCAACCUAAUGAUCCUACCCAGUGAACUGAGUGUGUACUAUUACCAAUCGCUGAUAUGUCAACUCAACAACUACACAGCCGAGUCCAAAAUGUUGCUCUCCAUCGAGGAACUGAAGGAGAAGCUCACAGGCAACAAGUUUAUUAUUUACGUAAACGAUGUCCAAGAAAUCAGCUUGAUAACAACACUGUACGAUAGCGUCACUGGCCAAAAAGUAGCUAUAUUUGAGCCAGAUGAAGGCGCUUACGAUGAAGUUGUCCAACUUUGUACACGCGCUGUGUUCAAUUACAACUUUGGAAUGGCCUAUAUUUCCCACUCGCAGAACUUGAACGAAAUAUAUCUGCAGAAAUCAUCUGAUGGAGAAAGGAUUGAAGUGCUAUUGGAGGAAUUGUAUAAAUUCUAUGGAGAAGGCACGCCCGAAGAUCUCACCACGUUCGAAGUAGACGGCCUUUGCGUCGCCAAAUCUUCUGACGGCAACUGGUACCGAGCCACCAUCGACAGCAUCGAAGAUGAUAAAGUCAAGGUUCACUUCCCCGACUACGGAAACAUGGAGACGGUGCCUAAGAGUAGUCUCAAAAAACUUGACACGAAAUUCUAUGAACCUUGCGCUCUUGCGUUAGUCGCCAGUUUGGGUUUAGUAGCGUUACAAGACGAUGCCUUGGCUAAACUAACAGAAUGGACCACCGAAAAGGAGGUACAAGUCACCCUAACUUUCGGAACUGACGGCUGGCUCGCCAGUUUGCAUUUAGAUGGCGUUGAUCUCGCCAUGAAGUUAGUCAACGAAAAGCUGGCGACUCCACAAGUGACGUCCACUGAAGAACAGAAGGAAGAAGUGGCUGUCGAAGAACCAGUUUCUCUUCCAGUCGGCAGUACACAAGUAUACAUCAGCCACAUCGACACACCUGGACAUUUCUGGCUACAAAUGCUCGACAAGAUAGAGAAAAUUGAUGAAAUCCAAGCUGAGCUUCAAGCUAAUGCAGAUUCAUAUGCAGAAAUCGAAAAUAGAGAUAUGGGCACUUUGUGUAUCGCGAAAUAUCUGGCCGACGAUCAGUGGUACCGCGCAGAGAUUCUCGACUCAGAUUCUGACAUCACGACUGUCCGAUUUAUUGACUAUGGUAACACCGAUGUUUUGGACAAUCAACCUGGUCUAAUAAAGAACAUGCCGGGCAAUAUGAAGGAGAUUGAGCGAUAUGCGGUAAAAUCCAGUGUAAAUGCCGUCCCAACUGGUACUGGGCAGUGGUCCGAGCCAGCUUCAGAUUGCUUCACCCAACUUGUGGGUGAUCUGUCGAAUCCUGUAGAUGCGCUCAUAGUUCUCAAAGAUGUCACAACGUAUGUUGAUAUUUUCGUCAAUGGACAAAAUCUCACAGAUAAAUUAGUGUCAGAAGGUUAUGCUACCAAGUCUGAGGAGACGACCGAAUGUGGCGAUUUUCCAUCUUGUUUUGCGAGUCACGUCAACUCGCCGUCUGAAUUCUGGAUACAGUUAGAAACAGCCGUCCCCGAACUACAAGCUAUGGAAGCCGCCAUGGUAGACGCCGAAAACUUCCCACAGCUCUCUGAAAAAGAAGAGGGAGUCAUUUGCGCAGCUAAAUAUCCUGAAGAUGGUGCUUGGUACAGAGCUCAAGUUAUUGUCGAUGGUUCUGAAGGUACGGAAGUACUCUUCAUGGAUUAUGGCAACGCUUCAAUAGCUAACGAAUUACGAAGUCUUCCUGAAGAGUUGAAAGUUAAACCAGCUCUUUCGAGAAAGUGCGCGUUACAAAAACCGCGAGACAUUAAAUGGUCACGGAAAUCAGAAGUUAGGUUUAAUGAGCUGGCUGCAGAUGGAGUAACUAUUUUUAAUGUGCAGUUCAUUGCCUCAGGGGAUAUUUCGAUAGUAGAACUUUACUUGGAAGGUAAAUCUGUGACAGAAGAAUUAGUAGAACUUUGUGAGGAGCAACCGGCAAGUGAAAGGCCGACACCAGUCGGGCAAGAUUUACACGGCUCUGGAAAAAUUUGUUUCGUCAAUUCGCUAGACGAGUUCUAUGUUCAACUUGACGAAACCGAAACCAAUUUGGACAAAGUACUGGACGGUAUGGUGAAUGCGACGGAGUUUGCACCUGCUACUGACUUAAAAGUGGGCUCAAUUUGUGCUGCAUUUUGGACAGAAGAUAAACAGUGGUACAGAGCAAAGAUUUUAGAAUUUUGCGAUGCCGGCAGUCAUGUACAGUUCAUAGAUUAUGGCAACAAAGCGAAAUGUGAAGACUUCAGGCUGCUCCCAGAAGAUUUAUCUGUAAUAGAACCUCUAGCAAAGUGUUGUAAAUUGGCUGGUAUAGGAGAUGACAGUUCAGUUAAUGAGAUUAUCAAGUGUAAACUUGACGACCUUGCAGCUGACGAAGCAAUAACAUUCCAAAUAGAAUUCUUAGAUAGCACCAAGGAGCCGAAUCUAGUCAAGUUAUUGCUAGAUGGUAAAGAUGUUAGUGUAAGUCUUGCAACUGAAGUAACAGUUGCCUCAGAUAAAACAGAAAAUGCCCUAGAAGAUGCAUCAAAUACUGUCGAAAAUGCAUCAGAUAAUGUAAAUGCUGAGUCAAUAACAGUAACACUAGAUACACCCAAAGAGGCAGCUGUAGUAGAAGAAACUUCACAAAAGAUAAAAGAAGUCUCAGAAAUAGGUAAAGAAAUAUCCCAAAUUAAUAAAGACAAACCUGAAAUUAAUGAAAAUUUAGAUAUAACGAAGAAAGAAUCCGAAAAUAUCCCAGAAAUUUUAAUGACACCAACACAAGCUGUUGUAACAGUUGAUACACAGUCUACACCCAGAAUUAGUGCAGAAACAGUAAAGGAAGAUCGUGAAGACAUUAUAGAUGGAGAAACUGAACUUAAUACAUCACAAGGAGAUCUCGACGAAAGUAUGGAAAGCACUCACACGGUAGUUGAGAACAAGUCAUUCGCUAGCGACGAUUUUGUCCUAGCACAUGAAGAACCUGAAGAGAUAAAUAAAGAAUCACCAGUAAAAGAUUCUUCCUCAUCAACACUUGAAAACUCAAAUAACACCAUAAAAACCCCAGAGAGAGAUGAAUCUAAGGAGUCUCUUACUACUGAUACGGGAUAUACCAGUGAUCCAGAAAAAGCAGCUUCACCUGUGACAGUACAGCUUUCACCAGAUAAGGAUUCACCUACGAAGGAAAUUCCAACCAAGGAAAAGGUUGAAACAAAAGAGAUUGGACAAGGAGAUGAGAGUGUUGAUAAGAAAGUAGAACCUGUGAAUCAUGCAGUUCAGUCAGGCUAACACAUGGAACUUUAUCAGUUUACUCUGUAUUAUAUAAAAUCUCAUGUAUACUCAGCUAUUGCCAAGCAAUGCUUCUUUGUGAUUAAUACUGUAACUAAAGUUAGUGCUUACUAUAUUACAGACGUUAUUUUUAAUUAGUGAUUAACGUAAAAUUUUUACAACUUUUUGAAACGGAACUAGUGUUUCAUUCUUGUAUUAUAGCGGCGACAGAUUCUCUGUUUAUAAAAGUUAUAUUUGUUAUAAGUUUUUUUUACUUGAUUUAUUCAAGAGUAUUUAUGUGUGUUUAUGUUGUGUUUGGAAUAGUGACACCAAUGUGUGCGAAAUUCUGUACGAUGUUAUUUUCUUGAAGUUUUUUGUUGCACAAGAAAAUCUUUUCGACAAUAAAACUUAUUAUAUAACAUUUCCUUUUUUCUUGGUACAUAGAGGUACUGAUGAAACGUAAAAUCCAAGUUUUAUCACAUACUAUUCUAUAUUAUUAAAAAUUUCUGUUUUCAAACAAAUAAUGUGUAUUUAAUAAACAAUAUACAAAAA
This is a messenger RNA of Plodia interpunctella (Indianmeal moth), 7952 nucleotides long. It is a transcript of the gene tud, whose product is annotated as maternal protein tudor-like. The transcript is spliced from 13 exons. The record is from RefSeq and is a predicted model, not a curated record. The coding region runs from base 201 to 7421 and encodes 2406 amino acids. NCBI's taxonomy places the organism in Eukaryota, Metazoa, Arthropoda, Insecta, Lepidoptera, Pyralidae.